Thunnus maccoyii (southern bluefin tuna) is the source of this 1130-nucleotide messenger RNA. RefSeq lists its product as uncharacterized. NCBI's taxonomy places the organism in Eukaryota, Metazoa, Chordata, Actinopteri, Scombriformes, Scombridae. The record is from RefSeq and is a predicted model, not a curated record. The transcript has 3 exons. The coding region runs from base 97 to 1005 and encodes 302 amino acids.
ACAAACAUUUGUUUUCAUUUAAAAUACACUUUAUGCUACAGUGGAGUCACUUCCUCAUACUCUACGCUACCAUUACCACAUCUGUGACCAGUCCACAUGGAGGGCAGAUCCAAGAAAAGAAACAUGGCAUAUAAGAGAGAGCAGCGCAGACAAGCUACCAGACAACGCAGGGCGCGUGAUUCAGACAGUGAAGUGUCUGCGCUUCGACGAGCCCUACAGUCAGCUAAGAAAACCAACCAGAAGCUGUCCUCCAUAAAUUUUAAUCUGGGGAAACAGGUUGAGGAAUUCAAGCGCAUGGAGAUCAGUUGGGUAAAGCAAAAGGGGAAACUAAUGCAUGAUAACAGUUGCAUACAUAAGAUAUUUGAGACAAAAUACAACAAAGCUAGAAAUGAGAUCAACAGGUUGGAGGAGGCUUUGGAUGCCGCUGAGGCCGACAAAGAGCAGAUUAACAGGAAGAACGAGAAGAUCAGAGAGAGCCAAAAGGAAAUAGAAGCUCUUCAAGAGAGACUCCAUCACCAAAGGGAGAUUAUCAAUAUAGUCCAAUCUUUCUGGGAGAAAGACUACAAACAGCUCCAAACUGACUUUGAGAACAUCGUGAAUGUAGUCAAGGCAGAGUUGGACAACCAGUGGAGCCUUAAAGAGAUACAAAUAACCACUGAACUUAAAGAAAUCCAUGAGAAGUGCCGGAUGCAGCGAGAGGAGAUAAUGAUAAAGGAAAAGAUGAUCACCGGGCUCCUGAGGGAAAGGCUGGAUCUCAUGAACGAAAUGUUGCAGACUGCGAUCCAAAUGCACGAGAAGGACGACGCGCAUGAGCAGAGUGAGAGACAGUGGAAGAUAAAAUGUGAGGCCCUGGAGUUGGUGCUCAGGAAGGAGCACGCUAAGAGAGAGGAGAGCGAGAAGGAGCCAGUCUCAAAAAAGAUGAAAAGGCUAUUCAGUUUCCAAAGAAAGAAGAAGGCAGCUGAUAGCGACAGCGAGGACAGCGAAGACAGCGAUGAUGAUGCUUGACUGGCUCCAGCCAGGCAGCAAUAGAGCAUCAUUCACACAUGCUACACUCCUUCCUCUCCCUCUUCUUUCCUUCACAGUGACUCAGUCUGUAGCCUGACAAAAAUAUUAAAAUUAUACUUGGCUAU